Messenger RNA from Aspergillus glaucus CBS 516.65, 2615 nucleotides. It is a transcript of the gene prm1, whose product is annotated as pheromone-regulated protein PRM1. The record is from RefSeq and is a predicted model, not a curated record. NCBI's taxonomy places the organism in Eukaryota, Fungi, Ascomycota, Eurotiomycetes, Eurotiales, Aspergillaceae. Gene Ontology annotation, cellular component: mating projection tip. The transcript has a single exon. The coding region runs from base 405 to 2615 and encodes 736 amino acids.
GCUGGGCUUCAGAAUGUCGCGCUUUUUCUUUUCUGGGCUGUUUUCCUUUUAUUCUUUUCUUUCCUUGUCUUUUCUUCAUUGUGUGAUUUAUUUUCAUUCGCUUUGUUUCCGCGGGCUCGGAUGGUAUAUUAUUGAAGCAUUGUUCUGCCUGUCCUUUGCUGCAGUCGUUCAUUCACCGUAAUAGACUCGAUUUUGGGCAUGCUUUCUCAAUAGAGUGAUUCCUAUUGUCUAAUCUAUUCUAUUGAACCAUUGUUGCUGGUCAACAAUCUUUAUUCUCUUUCUGGAUUUUGGAUAGAUACUGCCCGAGAACUGAGCUUGCUACUUCUCCUGUCGAAAACAUCCUCAGCCUUUACCACCUUCGAUAAUUACACCUUCUACAUCACAUCCGUUUACAGCCACGAACCAUGGGACGAACAAUCUUCCCCCUCCUCCCGCCAUAUGGCGCCCAAGAUCCCAACCACGGACACAUCAUCCCCCUAAACCCCGACGGCAUCACACCAUAUCUCGGUCUGAAAUCUCGUCUAUCCCAAGUAUGGCUGAACCGAUGGACCAUACUGCUCCUGCUUGUCCUGGCCCGAGUCCUCAUUGCCGUUGGCGGACUAGAGACGGACAUGGGCUCUGCCAAGCGUGAAGCAUUGUCAGCUUGCACAUCCGUGGAGUCGAUGGGAAGCGCAAUGGCGUCAAUGCCGCAUUAUUCGUCCCGGGGAAUUAACGAGCUCACGGCGUCGACCGUCGAGGCUGCGGUUCGGGGGCUUAAGUCCACAUUGAUGCUUAUGGUGACUGGGGUUGAGGAGAUAAUCCUCUUUAUCAUCAAUGUGAUGUACCAAACCUACCUGUGUCUCAUCACCAUGGCCGUCCGAGGCACCGUGGACGUCGGAGUCGGUCUACUAAAAGACGCUACGGGCUUCCUAAACUCCACCGUCAAAGAAGUCGGCCACGACAUCGCAAGCGCAGUCGACACCUUCGAAGACGGCCUGAACAAAUUCCUCGACACAGUCAACUCCGUCGCCAGCGCUUUUGGCGGCAGCGUCCCAGACCUCAACAUCUCAAGUUCCAUCGACAAGCUUGAAAAUGUUCAACUCCCAUCUUCUAUCAAUGAGGGUCUCGACAAAGUCAACAACUCUAUUCCCACCUUCUCCGAGGUGCAAAAUUUCACGGAAAACGUCCUCCGCUGGCCCUUUGAAGAAGUCAAAAAACUCAUGAACGAAUCCCUCGGAACCUACGAAUUCAACCGCUCCGUCCUCCCCAUCCCAGCAAAAGAGAAAAUGCAUUUCUGCGAUGGCAACGACGGUAUUAACUCCUUCUUCGACGGCAUCGGCGACCUAGCCACGACAGCCAAAAAGAUCUUCAUCGCCGUGCUCGUCAUACUAGCCGUCAUUUUCUGCGUCCCAGUCGCAUGGUCUGAAAUCCGCCGCUGGCGCACAAUGAAAGACCGCUCCCAGCUCGUCCGCAAAGAAGCCCACGACCCAAUGGACGUCGUCUACAUCGUCUCCCGCCCUUACACAGCAGGCGCCGGUAUCAAAGCAGCAAGCUGGUCCAGUAACAGCCGUCGGCAGACGUUAGUCCGCUGGGCCGUCGCCUAUGCAACAUCCACACCAGCUCUCUUCGUCCUCUGCCUAGGUAUCGCGGGUCUCUUCUCCUGCCUCUGCCAGUUCCUUCUCCUCCGCGCUGUGCAAAAGACUGUCCCCGAGUUGACCUCUGAAGUCGGCGACUUCGCAGGUGAAGUCGUCGACUCGCUCCAAAACACCUCAGCGUCAUGGGCCAACGACGCCAACGGCGCUAUUUUAGAUGUUAACUCAGACAUCAACAGUGACGUCUUCGGCUGGGUGAACACCAGCACAACAGCCGUAAACGAUACACUCAACACCUUCGUCGACAAAACCACGGGAGUCCUAAACGAUACCUUCGGCGACACCCUCCUCUACGAACCCAUUAUGGACGUCUACAAUUGCCUCAUCGGCCUGAAAGUCGCAGGUAUCCAAAAGGGUCUUACAUGGGUUCAUGACCACGCGCAUAUCGACUUCCCGCUCCUUCCCAAUGACACGCUCUCCCGCGGCGCACAGGAAAGUAUCGACUCAGGCGACUCGGGGGAUAGUUUCCUCAUAGACGCAGGCGACGACACAGCCGAUAAAAUCACCUCGGUGGUCGCGCGGGUUGUCAAGAAGAUCGAAGAGGGGAUUAAAACGGAAGCGAUUAUCUCCGCUGUCGUCGUGCUGAUUUGGGUGCUUAUUGCGUUGAUGGGUAUCUUCCGCGCGGUAUUCUUGUUUUUCAUGCGUGAUAAGAAUCGCGGUGAGGGUGGUGGAUUGCCGUCGUUGAGCCUGGGUUCUAAUCCGAAACCGAAUGCGGGGAUGGGACCGGGGCCGGAUGGGUUCUUUGAUGUGCCGUUGACGGCGAUGCCGAAUUUGAGUGCGAAUGGGGGUGCGAAUGGUGCCGGCACUGGGAGUAGGGAGGUUGAUCCGGUUGGUAGGGAUUAUGGUGCUGGCCAGCCCGCGCCGAGGUAUGAGGCUAGUGUGGGUGUAGGUGCGGGUGCGAAGGGGGCGUCUGCUGGGGUUGCGGUUGUGGAUGAGGAUGUGUAUCCGGAUGAGAAGCUUGAUAAGUCGUAUGGUUUGCGGUGA